This is a messenger RNA of Medioppia subpectinata, 1305 nucleotides long. The record is from the annotation of a GenBank genome assembly. Lineage: Eukaryota; Metazoa; Arthropoda; Arachnida; Sarcoptiformes; Oppiidae.
AUAGGCAAGUCCUUUAUGCUGAACUUUUUCCUGCGAUACCUGCAGUCCGGUUGCGGCACAACCGACGACUGGCUCGGCUCGACAGACACCCCACUCAAGGGGUUCUCGUGGAGGGGCGGCAGUGAAAGGGACACCACAGGUAUACUGAUGUGGUCGGAGCCGUUUGUCAUCAAACUGGACGACGGCCAGGAGGUGGCCAUCGUUUUGAUGGACACUCAGGGGGCGUUUGACUCGGAGUACACCGUUCGGGACUCGGCCACUGUGUUCGCGCUCUCUACUAUGACCUCAUCAAUACAGGUGUUCAAUCUGAUGCACAAUCUCCAGGAGGACAACCUCCAGGUGUUGGAGAUAUUCACCGAAUACGGCCGACUGGCGCUCGAGGCCACCGACGAGAAGCCGUUCCAGAAGCUACUGUUUCUCAUACGGGACUGGAGUUUCCCAUACGAACACCCGUACGGUCUGACCGGCGGUCAGAGUCUACUCGAGAAGAAGUUGGCCAUCAAAGACAAUCAGCCGACACAAUUGCAACGCGUCCGGCGCCACAUUCGCUCCUGUUUUAGCGAUAUUGGCUGCUAUUUGAUGCCACAUCCGGGCAACAAAGUGUCCACUAAUCCCCGCUUUGACGGCCGAGUGGCCGAUAUUGACUCGGAGUUUGUCGACUAUCUGAAGACGUUUGUGCCGCUGAUGUUAGACCCGAAAAAUGUGGUCGUGAAGGAGAUCGGCGGCCGUCAGGUCACCGGCAAACAACUCAUGGAGUACUUCAAAGUGUAUAUCAAUGUGUUUGCAGGCGAAACAAUGCCCGAACCCAAGUCUAUGCUUGAGGCUACGGCCGAGGCCAACAACUUGACCGCAGUGGCCACAGUCAAAGACACGUACGUGGCCUCCAUGGAGGACAUCUGCGGCGGCGAACGGCCGUUCAUUAACCCCAAGACACUGGAGACCCGCCACCAGGAGCUCCGGGCGGAGGCCAUGGAUCUGUUCGAUAAGAUACCGAAGAUGGGUGGGCGCGAGUUCUCCGAGUCCUAUAGGGAACAGUUGGUGAUGGAGUUGGACCAGACGUUUGAACACUUUGAGGCCCAGAAUAAGAGCAAGAAUAUGUUUAAUAUCUUUGGGACACCGAUGGUUUUGCUGGUGGCGUGCGUUGUGCUGUUCAUAGUGUCCCGUUUCUGCGAAAUACUUGGUCUCUCACCGAUCGCUAACCUGGCCUUCAUUGUGGGCACCGUUGACUUGGGUGUACUCAUCACUUACCUGUUCUUCCGAUACAGUGGUAAUUAUCCCGAUGUCAUCCUAUUCAUCGACUUCUAC